Molecule: messenger RNA, 1725 nt
Organism: Australozyma saopauloensis
Lineage: Eukaryota; Fungi; Ascomycota; Pichiomycetes; Serinales; Metschnikowiaceae
Exons: 1
Coding region: 1-1725 (574 amino acids)
Biological process (GO): xenobiotic detoxification by transmembrane export across the plasma membrane
Cellular component (GO): membrane
Molecular function (GO): antiporter activity; xenobiotic transmembrane transporter activity
Source: RefSeq, a predicted model, not a curated record
AUGACCGAUAGACUCGAAAAUGAGCGGUUUCCGCUCCUCCACAACCAUUCACGUAGAAACUCGGUCACAGCAGAGGUCAACGAAAAUGAUAUCAUUGCCUAUGUCCAGCUGAGAAGAGCAUCCAUUGUCUCCGUGGGCACUGGAAAGAUGCCUUCCCAUUUUGCAUUGACUCUGAAGAUGUCCCGCUCCAGUUUGAAUGAGGGGUUGCACCCUGUGCGGUCAACGACAUCGACGUUGGGCGAUGUGAGCGAGAUUUUGUCGGUGCACUCCAAAUCGCUCAUCAAUGAGCCACAUACAUCUGUAGGAACCGAGGCAAAGGUCUUGAUGCGGUACUCAGGACCCUUGAUCGUGACAUUUCUCUUGCAAUACUCGCUCACCGUUGCCUCUGUGUUUUCCGUUGGCCGGUUGGGCUCCGUAGAGUUGGCCGCCGUGUCUUUGUCGAGUAUGACCGCCAACAUUAGUGGAUACGCCAUUAUUCAGGGUGUUUCGACCUGUCUUGACACAUUGUGUGCCCAGGCGUUUGGCCGUAAAGACUUCAAUACUGUAGGAAUGCAUUUUAUCCGGUGCACGUAUCUUUUGAUGUUGCUUUACAUUCCCAUCUUCGUUUUGUGGGUGUUCUUCUCGGAACUGAUUUUACUCAAGUUGGUUGGCGCGGACAAGCAGGACUUGGUCGCCUACGCCAGCCAGUACUUGCAGGUUUUGGCGUUUGGAAUACCGGGCUUCAUUGUAUUCGAGAAUUUGAAGCAUUUUCUACAGUCCCAGGGUAUCUUCCACGCAUCGACAUAUGUUCUCUUGUUCUGUGCUCCGCUCAAUGCUUUGAUGAACUACGUCCUUGUCUGGGACGAAAAAAUUGGAAUGGGCUUUAUUGGUGCGCCCUUGUCGGUGGUCAUUACAAAUUGGAUCAUGUGCUUCUUCUUAUUGGGCUACACCAUCUACGUGAACGGCUAUCAAUGCUUGCCUCGUCAAAGCUUGUUGCAUGAAUCGUAUUUUAGAAACUGGAAUAGAAUGAUCAAGUUGUCCAUUCCUGGUGUGUUGAUGGUCGAAGCAGAGUGGUUGGCUUUCGAAAUCAUCACUUUCACUGCCUCCACAUUUGGAACAGAUGCCUUGGCUGCCCAGUCCAUUGUUUCCACCACCUGUGUGUUGCUUUAUCAAGUCCCAUUCGCAUUGUCCAUUGCUGCAUCCACGAGAAUUGCUUGGUACAUUGGCGCAGCAGCAAAAAAUGCCUCAUUAAUAGCUGCAAAGACAGCCAUGUACUGUGCUCUUGUUUUAGGAUGUUUGAACGCUUUGGUCUUGUACCAAUUCAGAGUGUUCUUUGCAUCUUUGUACACCAGCGACUCAUCUGUUAUAGAGCUUGCUUCCCAGGUUCUUGUCAUUGGUGCAAUCUACCAAAUCAAUGACUUUUUGGCCUGUAUCACGGGAGGAAUUCUUCGUGGACAAGGUAGACAGCACAUCGGAGGCAUCAUGAACCUUGUGUCGUACUAUUUUGUCGCGUUGCCAUUUGCAUUCCUCAUUGCCUUCCACUUCGAAAUGAAGUUGUUCGGGUUAUGGAUCGGUAUGAUCAUCGGAUUGUUGUUUGUCUCUAUCUUCCAGACCUAUUUUGUAGUUACCAGCGACUGGGACCACAUCAUCCUGGAGUGCAUCAACGAGGGUAUUGUAGAGGAUGGAGCGCUUCUGAUUGAUGCCCAUUCCCUUGUUCCAGCAAUGCUGUCGAACCACUUGGUCUAA